AUGGAGGACGACGCGGAGCGACCGCAAGGAGCCCGCGCCUCCAGCGGACGCGGUUUGCGCCGAGCUUCGACAGAGCGCGCAGCGACGAUGGACUCACUGCCGUCAGUCCUGCCGCUGGAUGCGGGAAAUGCGGCAGAGCAGCGGUCCCCCGACGACUCACAGUCUCCGUGGCCGUCAGCCGACUUCCUCCGCGACCCUUUUAACGGCAACGCGGCAGCGGAGCCGGCGAUCCAGCUCCCUGAAUUCACACCCACGCGAACAAUCAACCCUUUUGCUGCCAUGCCGCAUUCGUCGCCGCCACAUCCGGCGAAGCCUGACGACGAUGCCCAAACCGCACAUGCCCCAGACUCCACCGAAUCCCCUUCCGCUCCAAGCACCGACCCCCCCGCGCGCCCCGCUCCCUUAGAAGCUCCUUCUGCGCCCGCUCCCGCCGCCGCCAUGCCGCAUUCCUCUUCCGCCGUCGCCACUGCCCCUGCAACAAGCGCGCCUGCACCGAGCGCGCCUGCAACGAGUGCGCCUGCAACGAGCGCGGGUGCAUCGACAUCGAGCGCGGCGGUGGCGGAGCAGUACCGCGCGCUGCUGGAGAAGGCGUACGGGAAGUUCGCGCGGCUGCGCGAGCUGCCGCUGUACGGGCGGCAGCGGUGGGAGGCGCACUUCCACAAGGCCUUCAGCGUCUACUCGCGCCUCUGGCGCUUCCAGCAGGAGCACCGCGCGCGCCUCGUCGAGAUGGGCCUCAAGCGGUGGGAGAUCGGCGAGAUCGCGUCGCGCAUAGGGCAGCUGUACUACAACUACUAUCUGCGCACGGGCGACGCGAGCUACCUGCUCGAGGCGUUCAUAUUCUACGACGCCAUUCACAGGCGCGAGUAUUUCCGCGAGGCGGCGUGCAGUGAGGCAGCGGUGGCGCACAAGCAGCUGCGGUGGCUGGCGCGGUUCACAGUGGUGUGUGUGCUGCUGGGGCGGCGGGACAUGCUGCGCCACCUGCUGUGGCAGCUGCGCAUGGCCGUCGAUGACUACUCCCGCUCCUUUCAGGUGCCCCUGCCCCCUCGCCUCCCUCUGCGCUGCACGCAUUUACCCUCCCUCUGCCUCCCUGCCACGCCACGCACUGACUAUUGCCGUCCCGUCACUACCUUGCCCCCUUUCCUCGCACCCGCCCCUCCCACUCCCCCCUCCCAGGCAGCGGACGCGGCGGAGUGGAAGGGCGUGGUGCACGAGGCGGUGCGCUUCCUGCGCGCGGACUGGCCGUCCGACUGCCCGCGACCGCUGCGCUACAGCGUGCUGCUCGACCCGCCCCCCGGCGCCCUCCCCCCCGUCGCGGCUCUCAUGCUGCCCGCCGCCCCGCGCGCCCUCGCCCUGCAGGAGGUCGUGCUCACCAGCUUCUACCCGCUCGAGGUGCGCCCUGGGGGGGGGGUGGGGGAGGAGGGGAGCGGGGGGAAAGAAGGGGGAGGGCACCACAGUGAAGCUGAGCGAGGUCACACUGGACGCCUUCCACAUGCUGCAGGCCGUCGAGUGGCUGCCCUCGGGCUUCUCACCCUCCCUCCCUCACCGCUCCACCCCCCAUGUGUGCAGGUGAAGCUGAGCGAGGUGACACUGGAUGCAUUCCGCAUGCUACAGGCCGUCGAGUGGCUGCCCUCGGGCUUCUUCCUCCCCUCCAAGCAAGGCGGCGUCGCCACGCACGGCUUCACUGCCACGGGCGGCGCGGGCGGCGGGGGCGGCGAGGGGCCGCGGCUGGUGGGCGGCGCGGAGGAGAACGUGGUGGAUCCGAGUCUGCCGCCCAACCCACAUAAGUACGUGCUGCACCGUCCGUCCGUGCCGCACCUGCUCAUGGUGCUGGCAACGGCAGUGGAGGAGUUACCUGCUGAUGCCGCCCUGCUGCUCUACCUCUCCGCUGCCGGCUCCCUCGCCCCCACUGCCACACCUCCUGCCUCACAUCCUGCCGCCUCCCAACCUCCUGCUGCACCCGCUGCUGCUGCCAGCAGUGCUGUCGUGGCGCCAGAGGCAGCUGGCGCCCCAGCUGGCGCCCCUGCUGCAGCAGCAGCGACGGCAGAGGCAGCAGAGGGUGGCGCUGGCAGCAGAGCAGACGGCAGGGCGGGCAGCAGUGCCUGCAGUGGGGCCGUUGAUUCUGAAGGGGGAGGUGGGGCGCAUGAGGGGGAGCAGGCACACGGGCGCGAGGGGGAUGGGGGUGUGGCGGGAGGGGGGGUGUGGGUGAGGAUGAGGGGGGAGGGCGAGGCGGCGAGCAUGUGCUGUCUGCUACCGGCUGACAUCCUGCCCUUCACCCGCCGCCCUCUCGUGCUCAUUGUCGACAGUGACAAUAGCGCUGCCUUCCAGUGGCUGGGUGGCAGGGAGCGAGGAGAGCCGUGUGCCAUGCUGCUCUCGCCCCGCCUGCAGCCCGACAUCAGCACCGCUCCCCGCCCCUCUCAACCUUCCUCCACCACUGCCACCACUCCUGCCGCAACCAAUGCUGAUGGCACCGUCCCUCCCUCCUCUCAGUCCGCCUCGGCUGUUGCUGAGCCUCCGGCUGCUGUCAAUACUGCCACUGCUUCUAUCCCCUCCACUGCACCCUCUGCUGCCCCCACGUCUGAACCCCCCUCCUCCUCCUCCACCUCCGCUGCACCGCCCGCCGUCUCCCUCGCCACGGCCACGCACCUGGCGGGCGGCAAUCUCUUCACGCUCUUCCUCACCGCCCCUCUGCAGGCCUUCUGCCGCCUCACUGCCGUGCCCCUGCCCGACAUUCCCAAGGAGCAGUACAUGGGGUGGGAGCGGCAGCUGGCCAUGCUGCUGUCGCAGUGGGGCUCAUCACUCGCUGCCUGCCCCACACUGCCCCUGGCCUGGGCGCGCCUGCUGCUCGACCCCUUCCUGCGCCUCUUCCUCCUCAGGUUCAUCUUUGCGCGCGCAGUGCUCUCACUGCACGUCUCCUACGCCGGCCGCCCGGCCUUCCAUCCCCACUGCCACCCACCCCUGCCGCCCACAACCCUCCCCUGCCACCCCUCCAUCUUCUCCGCCGUCCGCCACCUCGCACAGCUCUGUGGUGUUGCCGCCCAGUUCCCGCCGCCCGACAGCAGCGCCGGCCAUUCGUCACUGCCGGAAAAGGACGAGCGACCUGAGGUGGUGGGUGGUGCUGCUGGGGGGGCUGAUGUUAAAGCAGUGGGGGCAGUGGGACGUUUUGAAGGAGGGGAGGGUGGGGAGAGAAGGGGCGACAGUGGUGCAGAGUCAGGUGAUAGCACUAUUACAGGCACAGGCACAGAGGGUGGGAGUAAGAGUGGGGAUGAGGGAGGGAGCGUUGUGAGUAUGAAAGAGAAGAGGCAGCGAUUUGCAGCGGGGAGGAGCGGAGGGGUGCCGGUGCUGGGCGGCUUGGGAUUUGAUUCUUUCAGACAAGACCUGCCGCUUGCGGGCGGCACUGCAGUGCGGCAUGGGGGCGAGGCAGAGGGCGAGUGGGAGCGACCUGCAGUGGGGCGUGAUGGCUGA
Messenger RNA from Closterium sp. Naga37s-1, 3462 nucleotides. Lineage: Eukaryota; Viridiplantae; Streptophyta; Zygnematophyceae; Desmidiales; Closteriaceae. The record is from the annotation of a GenBank genome assembly.